AUGUUUAAUUAUGUAUUUAACCAACAACAGGGACUUUUAACGCGUUCAAAGACUGCUCCCUAUGACCGGGUUGUCUGUUUCUUUUGUGAUGGAGAGGCAAAAUAUCAGCAACCACUACACAUGGUGUCUACAAAGUCUGCCGGUAGUUCUUUAGAAGCUGCGGUUAAGACGUCUGGUGAUCCAAAGCUUCUAGUUAAACUCUCCACUGCACUGGAUGGUCAAGACGCUCAUGCAAUUGACGUCAAAUACCACAAGAACUGCUGGGCAAAGAACGUCACAGGAGUUCUUCGCAAGUCGUCUAUCACAGAGGGUCAUGGAGAGGAAACCAGUGAGAUAGCAGCUAAGAUCGAGUUUUUAACAAUGACAGAAACUGCUCUGAAUAGUGGAGAGAUUAUGAAUAUGGCUCAACUACAGGACGCCUUUGAAUGUAUUUGUCGUGGAAACAAUGUGCAAUCGAAAUCUUGGAACCGAAAGUCAAUCAAGGAGCUUAUUCAAAGGGAAGUAGAAGGAGUAGAGUUCCACAAGCCAAAACGAGUAAAUGAGUCUGAAAGAAUCAGUGUAAAGAGGUGCAGAGAUAGUGCUAUUCAUUUAUCAGAGUCCUUGAACGAAACCACUGCAUGCGAAAUGAAAACCCUCUAUGAUGCUGCGUUAAUACUGAGAAAGGCAAUUAAUAAGAGUGAAAGGUGGAUUUUCGCUGGCUCUCUUGAUACUUUAUCAAAUAAACAUUGUCCUGAGGAACUCCACUGUUUCUUCAGAUGGAUUAUUCAAGGCCCAAACAACACGCUCUCUGAUGAAGAGAAAUGCAACGAAGUGCGUAAACGUGCUAUGCAUCUAGCCCAGAGUACAAUAUCUAUGUGUUUGACUGAACGGCAAUUAAAAAACAGGAAGUCCCAAGCAAUCAACACUACUCGUGAAAUGCCUCAGCAGCUUGCAGUUAGUCUUGCUAUCCAUCAGGCAAUCAGAAGCAAGGAAAUUGUCAACCUCCUGCAUGGCUUCGGAAUGGCCGUCGAAUACAAUCGUCUAUUACGAGUAGAGUCUCAAAUCGAGAAAACUGUCCUUCGACGGAUGGAAAAGGAAGGCGGAAUGUACCUCCCACCUGAUAUUGUGAAAGGAAGGCAUGUCUUCUUCGCAAUUGAUAAUGUCGAUUUCGCUGAGGACACUCCCGACGGGAAACGUACUCUGCACGGAACAGCUAUGGCAAUAUACCAAACUACUGACCUAGAUGACGAGCAGCCAGUAUUAAGGUAAAUUAAGUACUAUUUUUGCGUAAUAGUGGCGAAUUCAAGUAAAGAUAUGUUUGCUACAACAUGAAAAUAACUCCUUCAUUUUCUCUUUUAGGUUAGAAGAAUCAACUAAUUGCUCCCGCACAGUAAGAGAAUUGCCCGAUUCUUUUACAGCACUUCAGGAAUGUCCAGCGCCUUCUCCGAAACCAAUUGUCCCUUUGCAUCCUAGAUUUGGUCUUAUGGAAGAGCACGAGAUACCUAUAAUCGUCAGUCGCGAUGAAUUUGCCUGGCUUUUCUCACGUACCUUUAAUGCAGGCCGAAUCGAAAAAGACCAAGCUCGUGUUCCUGUGUGGUCUGGUUAUAAUUCAUUAGUAAACAAAGCACUGCCUGUUACACGCGUUGGUGCACCCCCUUUGGUGGCACAUCCUCCGCAUGAAUGGAACACUUUAUUGACGGUUCUUAUGCAGGCUCAAAAUAUCUCUACCAUAGUUGUUGGCUCUGAAAGGAAGACUGUUAUAUCUCUUGACAUGGGACUUUAUCUUCCCGCUAAAAAGCUCCAGAUGGCUCGAAAUGACUUAAACCACCUCAUUCUCCGUCCCGGUGAGUUGCACAUUGUCAUGGCCAUGCUAAGGACAAUCGGUGCGUACAUUGACAGUAGUGGGAUCGAUAUGUGUUGGAUCGAAACAGAACUGUACGGCCCCUCCACUGUUAAGCAGAUUCUCGAUGGUAAUCAUGUUAAAAGAGGUGAAAAAGCACACAUGAUCACCUUACAGGCAUUGUUUGCAUUGUACCUAGAUGAGUUUCUUAAAACUUUGCCAGAACUGCGCCAGUGUCUUGAGAAUUUAUCAAGAGAAGUUAUUGAAGCAUUCAAAGAGGGCGACAAAGAGAAAAUAGAGAGAGCCCACCAGCGUUUCGUCGACGGCAUCAGUUCCUCGAAAGUCAUUGAAAAGAUGUUAGAGUUCGACGCUGCAAACAACAGAAGUCCUUUGUUUGUAGUGAUGCGACACUAUAUGUGUAUGAUAAUGGAAAUGUUUGCCUUUAUCAGAUCAGUUCGAAGCGGUAACUGGAAAUUGCAUCUGAUCACACUGGAACAGUUCACAAAGUACUUCUUUGCCCACGACAGGCUCAAUUAUUCUCGCAUGAUUCCGCUAUAUCUUGCUGAGAUGGCUUCCCUGGAAGCAUCAGAUCCCUCAAUACACCAAGAGUUCAUGAACGGAAACUGGGUUGUCAACAAGAGUAAUAGAGUUUCUUUCUGUGCAGUUGGAGCAGACAACGCCUUGGAGCACCUAAACCGUUCCAUGAAGGUGUCUGGAGGACCGGUUGGUAUUACCAGUUCGGGAGUAUGCCAGUUUUGGAAGAAGCGAUGACGUCACGAUUCCAUUGUUCUGCUAAAAACACGCAAAAAUAGGAAAAAAUAAUCGCAAGAAACAAGGGAGCUUUUUUCAAAGCCUGUUGCAGGUCUCCUCGUUCAAUAUCUGGGACUUCCGAGCUAGCAGUACCGAUGAAGAAGCCUUCUCCUUGUUUUUUAAAGUCAAGGGAAGUUUCCUGCCACAUUUCGGUAGUUAAAAGCGACAGUUUUCAAAUGGCCUUCGCCGCCGCCGCCGCCAUUUUGACGGGUAUCGAAUGUAAGUACAUGAAUUUAUGUUUAGUUUUCAGUAUCUUGCCGAAUUUUUACGAAAUCAAGACUAAUUUUCCUCAAAACUACAACAUGUAAAGUGUGUUCAGGCAAAGUUUCAUCGAUGGCAACAACCUAGUAAAAAUGGCAACCACACAUUGAAAAUUGCCAACGGACAGGAAGGGUUACUAAUAUUGAUGGUUAUGCCUUAGUCUGUCUAUGUAGUUUUAGUUAUAAUCGAUCAGGUCUGUUUUUGGUUGUGUUCACCGGCAAUGUAUGCGACUGUCAUCUAGAAAUCACUUUAUUGAUCCAGAUCAUGUGUGUGGAAUGAGCUUUAAAUCGGUGUGAGUAGGUUCUUAUAUUGAUUUCUUUUAUUUUGAUCAGGAUGUCCGUCCAAAAUGUACACAAACAUCUGGAGAUAUUACAAACAUGUUGUCGCGUUUGUGCCAAAAAGCUGGGAACAGGAACCUGGAAGACAAAAUGCUAAAUAUCUUCAGAACGACAUAUUUGUGCUCUGAGGGCAAAAUAUUGCUUUAGGUUCGCCUUAUGUUCCACUGUAAUGAAAAAUUUAAUGUCCAAAUUCAACCCUACCUCAAUAAAAUUAAUCAUGUUUUUUUUUUUGUUUCUUUGUAGUGUGGUCACAGGCUUACCCACCACAAAAGCCCCUCCUUUGACCCUUUCAAAAAUGGGUAAGAGGGAAACAGGUUGGAGGGGGGCUUACAUACCUUGUGAGUGGAAGCUCACACUCAAUGACCAUUCAACCAUAGAAGAGACUGUGGCCUUUAUUCAAGGGGCUUUAAAGGAGAUAGAUGAGAAAGGAGUCAUGGAAGUGGAGGCUUGUUAAGAUUUUCUCUACAUAAUGUUCAAUCCCUCGCGUCAAAUAUUGUUUAUACUUUACAGAUGCCAAAUACAUAAUAUGUUCAGUCCCUGUGCUGUACAAAAGGUCAAUCUGAAACAUGAAAAAUGCCACACUCUCCCCCAUCAAUCCCUGUGCAUGAGCAAUAAGCCCACAUUUGAUUUCAUAAUGUCGAAUAUGUGUGUAUUUGAAGAAAUCCUAAAUUAUUGAGAUUCUCUUGAUGAAAAAGCAUCUAUGUUAAUGCAUCGUCUUCUACAAAUCAUCCUCCCUAAUAAAUAAUACAUGAGAGACAUCUCACAAGAAAACUAUUGAAAAUCGAUGUCAGCUGCUACUGUCUUCAUUAUAUCAAAUAAGUUUUGGUUUUUGGUUUUCAUGUCCAAGAAGGUGUUAAAAAACAAGAUUUUGAGAUAAAAGAGUGUGUAUAAUAUGCGAGCCAGAGAGCCAUGGCAGCGAGUCAUGCAGGUCAGAAUCAAAAACAGUAAUACAGAAAGAAUUAACUGUCAGGACCUAAAAUCAAAUGUUUAUUUACAAAAAACAAAAUGUAACAAUAAAUAACUUUUAUUGUAUCUUUACUCUGAUGUGUGAGCUUUGUUUUCUUGAAAGUGCUGUUCAAUAGAAACAUGAAGAACCGGCUAUGAAAAAGAACUUUGGAAAACUUAUGUUGCGUCCAUGCCAAGUGCAGUAAUCAUUAUUAUUUUGGGCCAAAACUUGUCUAAUAGAAUUGUUUGAGGGUCCCCACAGAGAAGACUUGGAGAAAAGUGCUCCUCAAAGUUACAAUGCCUUUGGUUUAAAGGCAACCCCAGAGUUAAAAACAAUAAUUUAGUAUUAUUCGGAUGUAACAUCAAGUCCCAUACAAGAGGAUAUUUUAUAACAAACCAUAACCUUGUUGAUCUCUCACCUCUGGUCAAAUCCGGUGGACUACAAGACUAUAGUGUCCCAUUUUAAUCAAUAGAUCCAAAAGCAUGUAACAAGCAUAAUUCUUAGUUUUCCAAUAUGUUUAUUAAAUUCUAAAGAGCCUCUUGCAUUUGUUAAGCUUGUCCAAAUAAUCAGUGAACUUCAGAAAGUGGAAUAAUUGAAAGCAAUAGGUUUUUUUGAAGCGGGACAAAAACAAAAAUUAUCAGGGAUGAUAAGUAAGAUUUUCACUUUGUGGGUUUUCAAGAAGAAAACGAGGGCACAAAUACCCUCAGAAAUCCCUUGUAAACCUGUUGUAUACCUGGACGGAACCGCUUCAAGACAUAAACCAACAGAACAUCAUAUUCGAAAAAACUGAUUUUUUUACUCACAAAUGACUCGCUUGCACCAAAACAAUAACCUGAAUUAUAGCCGUCUUCUCCGGCAAGUCGCUCACUCGCGGGAGAGAAACAGAAGCAACGGGAAAAAUUACAUUAACACUUACUGUGAAAGCAAACAUAAGGAAACGAAUUAUAGAACAACUCACUUUUUAGUUGUUUCCAAAGCGUUCUUUUUUCCUUAUGAUAGAAAAAAAAAAAUGAAAUAAAUAGGCACAAACUUGUUGGCGUGCUUACCUAUUUUCGAUGUACUGAUUACGUACGCAGUGAGUACGCAGUGCCUACUAAGCGCGCGAUAAGCGAAGAACUAUAGCGCAAGAAUGGUUACUCCCUGUCCUCAAGGUACUUCCCAAUUCAUAGUAACGAAAAGACAAAUAAAAGGCUCGAUAAAGCAAGAAUAAACGAGAAUUUUGGCCAAUACUCUCUCCUCUCCCUUGUCCGCCAUUUUGUAUGUUUUGAAAAUGACCAUCGCCAUGGUGAUCAUGUUAUGGUUGGUGACGUAGACCAUUGUUUUCACUUCUUCCAAAACUGGCAUACUCCUGAACUGAUUACGCAGAACGAAAGCGCCCGAGCAAAGUUUUUCCUAAUUGCUCCAGAGUUAGCAAGGCUAUCUUCAGAGGCAAAAUCCAUGGCUGGCGUGUCUUUGCACACUCCGGAACAACAUCAUAACCUUUCCGCUGCCAUUGUAGCAAGAGAGGAUAAAGGUGUACAGCAGUUAAUAGCAGCAAUUAAGAGCUUUACAAACCCUUUUCAGGAUUCAGCUUCUAACAAUGACCUGUAUAAUCUGGUAACCAAAGUGGUCAUGUCCGAGGAAAUCAAGAACGACUUGUGUCAACAGAGUCAAAUAGGUAGAAAACUGUUCAACACUUUUGUAGAUGAAAGGCUGACAACAGGAAAGGUUCUGACUUGUGGUCGACUAUGA
This is a messenger RNA of Porites lobata, 5905 nucleotides long. The record is from the annotation of a GenBank genome assembly. NCBI's taxonomy places the organism in Eukaryota, Metazoa, Cnidaria, Anthozoa, Scleractinia, Poritidae.